AGGAAUCGAAUACAUUAUCUCUCAUUUGAAAAAAUUAUGGGAAGUCUUUAUCAAAAUCACACUAUAGUUGUUGUACCCCGCAAAAAAAAUCACGUUAUACGUCCUGGUAGGAUUUUUGGACAAGGCAGCAAUAAUAACGGAGGGCGAGGACCCUAAAUCGCCGGACCUAUGGAGUCUAAAUACGGUGCACCGGGUAGAGGAGCUGAAAUCGGUCAUCCGGAUGGGUCCAAUAUGGGCGUCCGGAAUCAUACUGAUCACAGCAUAUGCCCAACAAAACACCUUCUCAAUCCAACAAGCAAAGACCAUGGACAGACACCUCACCCGCUCCUUCCAAAUCCCGCCCGCAUCCAUGUCCGUCUUCACCCUGUCCUCCAUGCUCUGCACCAUCGUCUUCUACGACCGCGUCUUCGUGCCCGUGGCCCGCAGGUUCACGGGCCUCCGGCGCGGUGUCUCUUUCCUAGCCCGCAUGGGGAUCGGCUUCGCCAUCUCCAUCUUUGCCACCCUCGUUGCGGGCUUCAUGGAGACCAAGCGCAAGAGCGCAGCCUCUGCCCACGGGCUGACCGACCGCCCAGAUAUGACCAUUCCCAUUCCGGUCUUCUGGCUGGUCCCGCAGUAUUGCUUGCACGGGGUGGCCGAGGCGUUCAUGUCCAUCGGUCACUUGGAGUUUUUCUACGACCAGUCCCCGGAGAGCAUGAGGAGCACCGCCUCGGCGUUGUUCUGGACAGCCAUUGCCGCCGGGAACUACGCCAGCACUGUGCUUGUGUCAUUGGUGCACAGGCUGAGCGCGGGUCCCGGGGGCUCAAAUUGGCUCCCGGACAACAAUUUGAACAAGGGGAAGUUGGAGUACUUCUAUUGGUUGAUCACACUCUUGCAAGUGGUCAACUUUGGGUACUAUCUCUUUUGCGCCAAAUUCUAUACUUUCAAGCCUAUUCACGUCCGAGACGAGGCCCUUGCACGAUCCACACCAGAUGGGAUUGAGCUUGAAAACAAUAAUAUUUGUCCUUAGUUCAGUUUUUGACCUACAAUUAAAUAAAAUUAUGAAAAUAUUUUAUAAAAUAGGAACUUACCUAUAAUCAAAAUUAAUUUGUGAGGUGCAACUGAAGGAGGGUGGGGGGUGUUGGGGUUGGAGCAUGGUGGGGGGUUAACCGGGGGUUACGGGGUAGAAACCGUUAAUUUUACGAACGGAGCACAGGAGCGCCCUCGGACCAUCCCAUGACAUUGCCCGGCAAUGUCAUGGGAACCGUCCCGCUCCUGUAUAUAUUCUUUUGUAUUCUUCAUUUAAGUAAAUCUAUUAUUCAAUUAAUGCAACAUUAUAUGGAGUAAUAUGAUACCGGAGCUCACUUCUACGCUUUUGGUAACUUAAAAUUCUAUGCUCCGCUACUGCGGACGAUGUCAACAUUAGCAGUCUAUCAGACCUUUGUUAUUCAAAUCACCGUUCAAAAAAAAUUAGAUGACAAUUUAUUCCGUCAAGUAUUUUUGGAAUUCCCUUAAAUUAGCAUUUUUCUCCUACAAUGGUGGGAUAAGGAUUUUUGUUUUGAUUAUACUACAAUUAUUGAAUUAUUCAAAUGACAUUGUGGAUACUCGCUCUUAGUACUCAAAAAAGUCCCUCUUGGGUUCAGAAGGCAAAGCCCCCUAGGAAAGCAAGAGUCAAUCAUAAAGACAAAAAUCCCAAAACAAACUUAAACAUCAAGAAGUCAAACAAGAUCAGAAGACACUAAGGGUGUGUUUCAUUCGAUCACUUCAUCUUCAUCUUAUAUAGGGCCUGUUUGAGAAUAACGUUAGCGAUUAGCAUCAGCGUUUUAGCGAUCACCGCUGGUUUAAGCAUCCUCCGGCAAAGCCCGUCUGCUCGUUGCGGCGCCUUUUUCGGGGCCGCGAGUCGCGUGGCUCUCGACCGCUUUCGUGGACGUAGUAGUGAUCGGGUCGUCUGGGAAGAUGUAGCUAUCAACGCUACGGCCACUAGCCUCCUGCUCGCUCGCAGGGGUCCCCUUGAUGUUAUCAUGGUUGGGCUAGGUCACAUCACAUUUCUCAGGUAAUAGCUUUGUUGCUGACUGGACGAGGAGCUCGUAGGUGAAAUCUUAUCGAACUUGGUUUGGUUUUCAUGGAUUAUCAUGUUUGUAUGUAGUUCAAUCUAAUGGAUUGUGUUUGAAUCAAUUAGUGAUGGUUUGAGAGGAUCAAUCUGUGCAAAGAUCUUUAACUUAGUGAUAGCUAGCCUGUGCUGUGGUUGUUCUGUAGUGGGGAUCGUCUCAGCCUUCCGGAGUAUCUCCAUUAUGGCCUGGCUGCUCCUUUUUGCACUUGUUUCACUUCCCCUAUUACUAUUAGAAGACAUGGAGGCAACAAGUUUGAGGCUUGACGAAGCAAUUCAGCCUUUCCAUAUCGGACUGUUUGAAUUUGGUCAAAUCUUUACAAGAGGGAAAUGAAGCUUCCUAUCGUUC
Molecule: messenger RNA, 2432 nt
Organism: Cuscuta campestris
Lineage: Eukaryota; Viridiplantae; Streptophyta; Magnoliopsida; Solanales; Convolvulaceae
Source: the annotation of a GenBank genome assembly